GGGUGCGUUCGAAUUCGUCAACCUGUUGUCCUGAUACGACGUGGCAAGCGACAAAUCACCACUAUUCUGUGUGUUUUAUCCACGUCUUCGCCAAGAUAAUUGAUUCAGGACGACAGUGGACAACUAGUAUGGCAAACCUUCAUCGAGAACAGGCUUGAAAGGUGGUUAGCAGCCCCAUAUCACACAUGCCGUACGACCAACGGCGUGGCUCGGUUGUUAUUUUGGAUUCUUCUGUCAUGGACAAAUCCGAAAAGUCUUCAAACUGGAUGCUACAGCAUCCAGUGUAUCUCAAGAUGAAGAACCUCGAGGUGGAAGACAAUGAACAAAUCCAUGCUGCUUUCCUUGUUUACAUGGAUCUCACUGAGGUGCGUAAAUGGAAGGAGGUUUCCUGUGUUAAAAGUGAUGAACUCGAGCUCGUACUGUUGGAAGGGAAAGAGAAGGAAGGAUCAGCCAUCCAGUCAGUUUUCCCGCUGCCUGUGCAUCGGUCUUUGACCCACAGAAUUAUUCGACACGUUCUGGACAGAGGAUUUCCUAUGUUGCUGUGUGCUGUGGCCUCGGACUCCACGCUGGUCUACCAAAGGUUGACUGAUGGCUUGGUGACCCCCGACCCACCCGUAGGCCCCUUCCAAGACGUGGGACGCCGGCACCACAGGAAGAGACGACAGCAUCAGUUGGCAUCCGGUGGGAGCCACAAAUGAUCGAGUAUCUGUUUGGACUUUGGUUGGAUUGGAUUUAUCCGCAGUGCCCUCCUAGGAACCUGUUAAGAGGUUACCUCUCAGUUGGCUGGUGACUUUUGAGUUUAUGUAAUCAGAGUUCCUAUGAUCGCUUGCUUAUAUGUUUAUGAUGGUAUAUAAAUUUGCAAAAGUUCCUGCAGUUCAUCCUCCAGGUCACCUCAAAGAUUUUCAUCUGGAUAUAAGUCUGGGCUCUCUUUGAGUCAUUGUCAAGCAAGAAGCUGCGUUAACAUUUCAUAUCCAUGCGUAUAUUCUGCCAAAAGACCAUGUUUAAAAGCACUUUGAGUAUUUAUUUGAGAUCCUUGAUAUUGAGGGUAAGGGGUUACACUCAUUGUCCUCAAUACGAAGACAAUUCAGCUCACUAGUAAAAUAAAGGUGUCUUGUAAUGUUUUUCUACGACUAGUGCCAUUUUUGGACGACUAGUACGACAUUAAGCUGAAAAUCAAGGAUAUUCAAUAAAAUCCAUACUAGUAGGCCAAAAGUGGCACUAGGUGUGGAAAGAACAUUACAAUACCUGUGAGACUCAAAUGGCUUUCCAUACACUGCUAGUAUAUAAUUACACACUACUAGUGCGCAAUGCCAUGCAACUAGUAGGUCUUUUCUAUAACAUGUAUGACAUUUGUGCAUACUGGUAGGACAACUGAAUGUUACUAGUGAGGCGAAAUUGUGCAUUAGUUGACAACUGUGUACUAGUAGAGACAUAAAAUUAUUUUAGUCCAUAGAUAGCCUUUUACUAGUAGUACUAGUAGCACGCAUAUGUCAAAUAGUGUACAGUUUUGCCGCACUAGAAACAUAGUUGUCCUACUAUUGUGCAGAAAUGUCACACAGUAGCAAGAGUCUGUAGCGCUCAGAGCCCUACUGGGUUCUACUAGCAUUUGUUUCAUAUUUUCAGGACCUAAACCAUUUAAUGAUUUAUAGAUCUGUAGCAGAACUUUGAAGUCUAUUCUAAAGCUGACUGGGAGCCAGACUUUAGAAUUGGAGUAAUAUGUUCUGACCUCUUUGUUCUGGUCAGAACCCGAGAUGCAGCGUCCUGAAUGAGUUGCAGCUAUUUAAUGUUAUUUUGGGGGAGUCCAGUAAGAAAACCAUUGCAAUAGUCAAGCCUACUUGAGAUAAAAGCAUGGAUGGGAUGUGAUGGAUUGGCACAUGCAAGACUUCACUCUGGAUAUGUUCUUCAGCUGGUAGAAGGCUCUUUUAGUAAUUGAUUUGCUGUGACUACUGGAAGUCAGGUCGGAAUCUAUAAGCACGGUUUCAGACUUGGUCUUUGGUUAUUAGAGAUACCCCUGGUAUUUACUAACAGUAAACCUCUUUUCUUUACUGCCAAAAACAA
Phycodurus eques (leafy seadragon) is the source of this 2058-nucleotide messenger RNA. RefSeq names its product TSEN15 tRNA splicing endonuclease subunit (gene tsen15). Gene Ontology annotation, molecular function: nucleic acid binding. Gene Ontology annotation, biological process: tRNA splicing, via endonucleolytic cleavage and ligation. The transcript has 4 exons. The coding region runs from base 186 to 698 and encodes 170 amino acids. Lineage: Eukaryota; Metazoa; Chordata; Actinopteri; Syngnathiformes; Syngnathidae. The record is from RefSeq and is a predicted model, not a curated record.